AUGGCAGAAAGCCAAGACCUCAUCUCACACAGCAGUCUCUGCAAUAUAUGCUGCGAUGUGGACUUCCACGGCAUGUUCACAGGCCGCGAUUACCGCGAUUACGCUGAUGGGUUCAGCCGUUACCGGGCGGAUCUCGACUAUGGAAGACAAGUCCCGAGAACCUGGGAACACAUCAAAAUGAACGCGAAGUGCUAUACAGACAUUUCGCUUGGUGACACGCACCCCGAACCGUUUACGCGUACCCGACCUUUCCCAGAUGUAGGAGAAGAUGAGAUGGUGAUUGCGGCGGUCGAGAUAGGAACAGGCAUGUUUGAUGGCGAAUUUGCAAAUUGUAUUGGCUUCCACAACGGUGCAUAUCGGCAUCCUAGACAUCGAUCACUGAUGAUUCGUGGUCUCCAGCUGUGUGCUCCGGAGCGCUCUCAUAGUGCGGCAUGGGAGCGCGCACGUCAAGUCAAGGAACAAGCCGAGUCAGGUUCGGGGCUGAGAGCAAACAAGGAACUAAGCAUAGAAUUCUCGAGCUGUUUCGGCGGGCGUCUUGCCUACGUUCAGAGUGACUGCAUCGUCUCUGGAUCAUCUUCAUCCGAUGGCUAUGCUGCCUUGAGCUACAUCUGGGGUUGUCGUUUACCUAGCACACAGCUGAAGACCUCAAAAGAGCAGGAGCUCCGAAAGCCUAGGAGUCUGUCCGCGCCGGGUAUAAUUCUGAGCGAUAUCAUUACUGAUGCCAUGGAGUUCUGUCGCCAAAUCGAUCUACGCUUCUUGUGGGUCGAUCAGUUGUGCAUUCCCCAAAGACCGGGCUUGGUCGACCCUGAGAUCCACCACAUGGCGUCAAUAUACUCCGGAGCAACUUGUACUUUGGUCGCCUUAAGCGGCACUACGUUUGCCGACCCCCUCCCAGGGGUUCGACCGGGUAUAAGUCAUCCUGAGUCACAGCACCAGGCCAUUGUAGAUGGCUUGUGGCUCAUGACAUGCUACCCAUCGCUUUUCACGGAAAUUGAGAGCUCAGUCUGGUUCAGUUGCGGCUGGACAUUUCAAGAAGCAGCAUUUUCGAAACGAAUCUUUUUCUUCACGACGUCACAGACCUUCUUCCUGUGUCGCGAGACGAUGUACUGCGAGGAAAGUGUCUGGGAAGUACCAGAUGGUGAUUCCAUGGCAGCUUGGGCAAACACCAAAACGAUAGAGGCUGGGAGAAUAAAGGAUCUAAUGAUCCUCCGCAACUCAAAUGAAUCGUACCCAGAGGGGGGUAAUUACAGGAGUGCCGAAGAGUACACCAAGCGGACCCUGGGUUAUCCCCAGGAUAUCCUUAAUGCGUGGGUUGCCGUGAUCCAGUGGAUGGAGGAAGACAAGAAGUGGGGAUCGGCUUACUGUUUGGGUCUUCUCUUGGACCAUUUUGGGUUCGGGCUGGGAUGGCAACCACUCCAUGGCCUCGACCCCGAUCCUGUCAACCAGCGAGCCGGCUUCCCCAGUUGGAGCUGUUCUAGCUUCCUAGGUCCAGUUGAGUGGUGUCUUGAAGUACCUUCUAGUACACGGACUUCUGGUGGAGGGCGAGAGAGCGUUUGGGGUAGGUCUGGCAUUAUCCAAGAGACAGACAUUGACAUUACGUUGCGUGAAAGAUAUAACAGAUAUCUCUCACCAGUGCGUAUGUCUCAGAGUCCUUUCGCGCCGCAGAAUCCCAUCUUGGAGUUCAAAACCUCAGCUGCUUAUAUUACUGUGGCCAGAAAACCCGAUGGCAGGAUUGUGCUACCAACCUUUGAUAUAAUAGGGAACGGCGCGUAUUCGGUUGGAAGCCUGCAGUGUGAUCCUGGUUGGCGUGACAAACAGCCAGAUAGGCUAGAGUUUAUCGUCUUUGCCACUGCCAAACUGACAGAUCCUCAGCCUCCCCAGUAUUCCGGAUAUCCCGCCGGAUGUGGAACGAGCCGAUAUAACGCAAAAAUGAGCGGUCGCUUAUUUUCCGAUCAAUGCAGCUAUGAAGCCGCUGUCUCUCGGUGGCAAGAUUUAUGCUCAAAGGAGCGAUCUGUACUUGAUUUAAUGUGUAUCUCCAGGGGAAGUGACGGCCUCGCUCGAAGGGUUCAAGUUUGCCAUGGAAUAUCCUUGGAUCAAUGGUUAACUCUAGAGCCCAAGGAGGUCUUUGUCAGACUUGGAUAA
Fusarium oxysporum Fo47 is the source of this 2142-nucleotide messenger RNA. RefSeq names its product heterokaryon incompatibility protein-domain-containing protein. The transcript has 3 exons. Lineage: Eukaryota; Fungi; Ascomycota; Sordariomycetes; Hypocreales; Nectriaceae. The coding region runs from base 1 to 2142 and encodes 713 amino acids. The record is from RefSeq and is a predicted model, not a curated record.